UAAUAUAUAUAUAUAUAUGUGUGUGUGUCUGACGGAAUAUUAUUUCAGAGUAAGUGCUCAGUUCACACGAAGCUCGACCUGAGUGUUGGACGUGACGCGUCUCUGUCCGUCACACGGAUGCUGUGGUUUAAAAACUCCAUCACGCUUAAGGCUCACGGCAAAUCCUGCUCCCAUCAUCCAGACGACACACACACACACACACACACACAUACGCGCGCGCGCGCGCGCACACUAGCCGCUGCUAGCUAGCUAGCUAGCCAGGCGCAUUCAACACGGAGCGUUAGCCUGAUAGCGGUGUUUGUUCUGAACCGUCGCUCCGCUCGUCGCCGCGGCCUCUCCUCCAGGCCCAAGACAUGAGCUUCUCCCGCUGAACGUCAUUGAUGCUGAACUGAGUGGUCCAGUGCUGCUGUCCUCCAGUGUUUCCCCUCCCCUCACUCAUCUGUUCCUCUGUCUGUCACCUGGUUUGUGAGCAGCCAUGACGAAGUCCUACGAGUUCAACUGGCAGAAGCACCUGCCUGAGUUCAUGCAGGAAGGCGCCUCCUUCGACAGGUUUGACGAGGACCCAUACACCUUUGAGCCCAGUUGUCAGAUGAGGGUGGACGAGUACGGCUUUUUCAUCACCUGGAAGAGUGAGGGAAAGGAAGGCCAGGUGCUCGAGUGUUCGCUCAUCAACAGUAUUCGUGUUGGGGCCGUCCCAAAGGAACCAAAGAUCUUGUCGUCAUUCGAGGCCAUUGGAAAGACGGAGGCAGACCUGGAGGGCUGCAUCAUCUGCAUCUGCAGUGGCACAGACCUGGUCAACCUGAACUUCAUGUUCAUGGUGGCAGAGAGCCCGGACACAGCCAGGAAGUGGAUUGAGGGUUUGAGGUCGGUGAUUCACAACUUUAAGGCUAACAACGUCUGUCCAAUGACCUGCCUCAAGAAACAUUGGAUGAGAACGUGCUUCCUGACCAACGUGAAUGGAAAGAUUCCUGUGAGAGGCAUUACACGUACAUUUGCAUCAGGGAAGACAGAGAAAGGGAUUUUUCAGGCUCUGAAGGACCUGGGCCUUCCUAGUGGCAAGAAUGAUGAGAUUGAACCAUCAGAUUUCCCCUUUGACGUUUUCUACACGCUCACACAGAAGAUCUGCCCUCGCACAGACAUGGAGGAACUCUUCAAGAAAAUCAAUGGGAACAAAACUGAUUAUUUAACUGUAGACCAGUUAGUCAGCUUUCUGAAUGAAAACCAGCGUGACCCAAGGUUAAAUGAGAUUCUGUUCCCGUUCUACGACACUAAGCGAGCCAUGCAGAUCAUUGAAAAGUACGAGCGAGAUGAGGACCUGAAAAAGAAAGGUCACAUGUCCAGUGAUGGGUUCUGCCGGUACCUGAUGUCAGAUGAAAAUGCUCCAGUCUUCUUGGACCGGCUGGAGCUAUACCAGGACAUGGACCAGCCACUGGCCCACUACUUCAUCAGCUCCUCCCACAACAGUUACCUGACAGGCCGACAGUUUGGAGGGAAGUCCUCAGUAGAGAUGUACCGCCAGGUUCUACUGUCCGGAUGCAGAUGUGUGGAGCUGGACUGCUGGGACGGGAAAGGAGAGGACCAGGAGCCCAUCAUCACUCAUGGCAAAGCCAUGUGCACAGACAUCUUGUUCAAGGAUGUUAUCCAAGCCAUCAAGGAGACAGCGUUUGUCACUUCAGACUACCCCAUUAUUUUGUCCUUCGAAAAUCAUUGCAGUAAACCCCAGCAGUAUAAGAUGGCCAAAUAUUGUGAGGAAAUCUUUGGAGACUUCCUCCUCAAACAGCCUCUGGAGAACUUUCCGAUUGAAUCUGCACGCCCCUUACCCUCUCCGAAUGACCUCAAGCGUAAAAUUCUCAUCAAAAACAAACGCUUAAAACCCGAAGUGGAACAGAAGCAGCUAGAGGCCUUUAAGAAACACAUGGAGGCAGGGGAGAUCAACACUCCUGCCAUCAUCAUGGGAGAGGAGAAUGAAGACGACACAGAGAACGGAGAAAAAGAGGGUGAAGAUAAGGAUUUGAAUUCAGAGGCUCCCAGUCUGUCAGAGGCAACUAGUGAGAAAGAAGCCAACAACGUUUCCCAGAGUAACACUGUCGGCACGAGGAAAGAGGAGCGAAACAACAGUAUCAAGAAGGUGCCCGAUGAUGAAGGGACAGAAAUGUCUGAAGCCACAGAAGCAACAGACGCCACAGACAUCUCUGAAGCAUCUGACCAAGACAACAACAAGAAGGGUGUAGAAGAGCCAGAAGACUCUGAGGAGGCUCUGAUAGCUCAGUAUACCUACGUAGGAGCCACCACCAACAUUCACCCGUAUCUGUCAGCCAUGGUCAACUACGCACAGCCUGUCAAGUUUCAGAGUUUUGAUGUGGCAGAGGAAAGGAACAUCCACCACAACAUGUCCUCCUUCAACGAGUCGGUUGGCCUGGGCUAUCUGAAGACUAACGCCAUAGAGUUUGUCAACUACAACAAGCGUCAGAUGAGCCGUAUCUAUCCCAAAGGAGGCCGGGUGGACUCCAGUAAUUACAUGCCUCAGAUCUUCUGGAACGCAGGCUGCCAGAUGGUUUCGCUCAACUUCCAGACCCCAGACCUGGCCAUGCAGUUGAACCAGGGAAAGUAUGAGUACAAUGGCUCCUGCGGAUACCUGCAGAAGCCCGACUUCAUGCGACGGUCAGACAGGAUGUUUGACCCCUUCUCAGAGACGCCAGUGGAUGGUGUCAUUGCUGCGACCUGCAGCGUACAGGUAUUCUCUGGACAGUUCCUGUCAGACAAGAAAAUUGGCACAUAUGUUGAAGUGGAUAUGUACGGGCUGCCGACGGACACCAUCAGGAAGGAGUUUCGCACACGCAUGGUGAUGAACAAUGGGCUGAACCCCGCCUACAAUGAAGAGCCCUUCGUCUUCAGAAAGGUGAUCUUACCGGACCUGGCAGUACUGCGCAUCGCAGUCUAUGACGACAACAACAAGUUGAUUGGCCAGCGCAUCCUACCUCUGGACGGCCUGCAGGCUGGCUACCGCCACAUCUCUCUGAGGAACGAGGGAAACAAACCCCUGUCGUUGCCCACCAUCUUCUGCCAAAUCAUCCUGAAGACCUACGUGCCCGACGGCUUUGGAGCAAUCGUGGAUGCUUUAUCAGACCCAAAGAAAUUCUUGACCAUAGCAGAGAAGAGAGCUGACCAGAUGAAAGCGCUGGGGAUUGACACGAAUGACAUAGCAGACGUUCCCAGUGGAAGCUCAAAAAACGACAAGAAGGGAAAAGGUAAAGGAGACACGGUGAAGGCCAGUGUGACUCCACAGGCCAGCUCUGACAUGGCCCACACCUCAAACUCCGCCCAGAAUAACACAGCAGAAACCAAGAAGGAUUCUGCACUCGUGCCUAAUGUCAGCAUUGAUGACUUGAAACAAAUGAAGACGUAUCUUAAAUUGCUCAAAAAGCAACAGAAGGAGCUUGUUGCUUUAAAGAAGAAACACUUGAAGGAUCAAAAUACAAUGCAGAAGGCUCACUGCACCCAGAUGGAAAAGAUGGUGUCUCAGCAUGAAAAGGAGAAGACAACCCUGGAGAAACUAUUAGAGAAAGCCAUCAAGAAACGUGGGGAAAACAACUGUCACGAGCUGAAGAAGGAAACUGAAGAUAAGAUUCAAACACUAGUCACUGAUCAUAAAGCCAAGGUAAAGGACAUCACAGCACAGCACACUAAGGAGUGGUCAGAGCUGAGCAGCAGUCACAGCAGCGAAGAGCAGGAGAUAAAGGACAGCCACGUCACACAGCAGUGUGAACACCUCAAGAAACUCUUGACAACCGUCCAGGAGCAGCAGACCAUGCAGCUCAAACUCAUCCAUGAGCGCCAAAGCAAAGAGAUGCGUGCUAACCAGGCCAAGAUGUCUAUGGAAAACAGUAAAGCCAUCAGCCAGGACAAGUCCAUCAAAAACAAGGCAGAGAGAGAGAGGAGAGUGCGAGAGUUAAACAGCAGCAACACCAAGAAGUUCCUGGAUGAAAGGAAGCGGCUUGCUAUGAAGCACCAGAAGGAGAUGGAGCAGCUACAGAAAAACCAGAGAGAACAGUUGGAGAAACUGGAGAAGUUCAAUGAGCAGCUUGUGAAAUCACACCAUGCAAACAAACUGGUUCAAGGCCAAGGACAUGCAGCAGAUGGUGAAGCUGGAGGAGGAGAUGGACCGCAGGCCUGCCACAGUGGUGUGAGCGACUGAGACACACGCAGGUGCAGAAACACUCUACAACCCACAGACGACAACCCUGUCUGUACUUUUCUGUCAUGUUCUCGCACACACACACGGAAUAAUCCUCUCCACCUCUUUUUUUCUCUAUUCGAUCACCUGUAGUCCCUGUUACCCCACCCACUAAUUUUAUAACACUGAGCCACUGGUGCUUAUCACUGUUUGACGGGGUUCAACCACUUAUUCAGUAAGGAAAGUUAAGGGGUAAGGAGAUGAAGCAACAGAGUCAGACGCAUCCCCUCCUCUGUAUGCAGAUCUAAAUGUUCUCUGCAGUCUACAAAAACUCACUCAUGGGUUGGAUGAAGUGGACAUAUGCCCCCAUUUUGUUUUCUAUCAGCACCCUCUUAACUACUCCAGAAGCAUGGAAGAGGGGAGAAGAAUAUGUAUUAGAUUUGUCAUUACAGCACAAAUGAAGAAACUUUGUGAAAGACACUGUAUGCUACACACCAGUCCUGUCCUGAGCACUUUGUAUGUACUAGGCCAUCAUAACAAUGUGGAAAAUGUAGCAGCACUACAACUACUAGUUUUGUGUUUCAGUAAGAAUUUUUUUUUUUUCAAAUCACUGUAUGAAGGAAAAGCAAACCCUCUGUCACCUAAUCCUACCAUGCAAGUUGUUUGACCUCAAGAAAAAUGUAUUGACUAUGUUGUUCGCCAAUGUUACUGCAGACUUACUACAUUGAGUCAGAAGACUAUAAAGGGAUCACGAGGAAUUCUGUUGACUUUGAUUUUUAUGGCUGAUUUCUCAGUAUUUGUAGUUUGAAUCAUUAGGAUAUACCCACGACAUGGUGUGAUAGCUGUGCCUCACAUGGCCUUAAAAAUGACACGAGUCAUUUAUGUUUUUAAAAUUGUUUCUGCUGCAAAACUCUUUAAUACAACAUUCUGCUCCUAAUAUGGGGAUCAAAAUCAUGUCUACUAUGCAAAACAAAAACAGUUUAAGGUGUUCGAACAUUGAGAAUAGUUACCAAACGUUGUAUGCCUUAAAUGUAAUGAUGAAAGUUAUUGCUACAAACUGAGGCAAUGUCAUUAGUAGUUAACACUAUGACAUUAAGAUGAUAUAAUGAACUGGGCGUCUACUAUAAGUACAAGGCUAAGUGGAUUUAGGUUCUUUGCAUUAAGGGGUUUUGCACUUGAACUCUGAAAAUCAAGCCAAAGCUGUAAUACACUGGAAAUAAAAUGAAUCCAUACUUGGCAACAAAUUAAUUCUGCUGUAAUGCCCUCCUUUAAUUGAAGUCCGGCCGAUAGAAGUCAAUGCCAUCUCCUCCUGUCAGUUUCCCUGAUAAAGGCGUUGUUAAAGUGAAGUGCUCCCUUAAUAGCUUCUUGACUGCACCUUAGAAACCUCCAUUAGUAAUCCUCAUCGUAUCCCUGCUCACUUUUAGUGAGGGCAGAUCUGUAAACAGAAGUCUGUGACGUGGCUGCCACACAAUCCACACUAGGGAUUUUUAAUCCCAAAAUCCUUCCCACUAGAAUGAGCAUUUAGUGAGACUUCAGGUUUGCAGAGGGAGAGCUGUGAUAUUGAAAGAUAAGGGAAUAUCGUGGGUACUCCAGUAUUGUGCGCAGAUUAUCAGGUAAUUACACUGCAAUGGCAUCACACAAACAAAGACCAACCAAAAUGACAAAAAGUUGAUAUUGAUGACAACAGACAAAACCACGAGGAUUAAAGCACCUUGAGGUAUUUUGGCCUUUUUCAAGAUGGUUUUCUGCCAUUUUAUUCUGCUGUAAUUCACUUAGAGGGUAGAUGGGAUGUUCUUGUAUAUACUGGAAUGUAUGUAGUUUAAUUUGCUCUUUGACCAGUUGUGUUCUGUCAUUCAAGGGCUCGGGGAUAGAGUGGGUCUGUUGGAAAUGGGGAAAGGAAAUUUUUUCAGCCACAGGGUUUUCUUGUUUGUGUUGUGUUCUCCAGCCUGCCCUUACUGCAUCACACAAACACAGUAUACAACUCUCACCACAUAUCUAGUGCAGAGAUAAACGAAGAAAAAGUGCUUUUAAAAUUUUACUCCAUUGCUUUCAAAUGUGCCACUCAGUGUGUUAGGACGUUUAAAUUAUUUUAUGAAUGAUAAAAUGCCAAAUUAAGGGGUUAUUUAUAUUGAAGAUAUAUAUAUAUAUAUAAAUAAAUGAAUAUAUAUAUAUAUUAUAUUAAAUAUAAUGUGUAGUUUAAGAUUGUUUUUAGAGGCUUUUUUGCACUAGUUGACCGUUUUAUGUUGUGUGAUUACAUGUAACCUUUGGCUCUCUAGUUUGUCAAAAAAGCAGAUUAUUUUUGCAGAGCAACGUCACCGAUUUUGAGUUCCUCAAAUUCUACUGUAUCUCCUUUGUUUUCUAUUUGAACUGUAGCUCGUCAACAAACCAUUCUGUGAGCGUUUUUGUAUUUAUAUUGUAUUGUUGAACUUAUAGCAAUGAAAAUAAUGUUGUUAUCCAGCUCCUUUAAUACUGUUUUAUAGUAUGUGUACCAAUAAAUCCAGGUGUAAAAUGGGACAUAA
Messenger RNA from Scophthalmus maximus (turbot), 6693 nucleotides. RefSeq names its product 1-phosphatidylinositol 4,5-bisphosphate phosphodiesterase beta-4-like. Gene Ontology annotation, biological process: lipid metabolic process; phosphatidylinositol-mediated signaling. Gene Ontology annotation, molecular function: calcium ion binding; phosphatidylinositol-4,5-bisphosphate phospholipase C activity. The record is from RefSeq and is a predicted model, not a curated record. The transcript has 40 exons. Bases 476 to 4195 code for a protein of 1239 amino acids. Lineage: Eukaryota; Metazoa; Chordata; Actinopteri; Pleuronectiformes; Scophthalmidae.